AUGCCCAUUUCUCAGCUUCCCGAGAGUACUUGCCAGCUGCUAAAGUCCACCACCGUUGUGAUCUCCCCCCUAUCACUCGUCAAAGAGCUCGUCGAAAAUGCCAUUGAUGCCAAUGCCACCAACAUUGAAAUCGGCAUCUCGGCCAACACAGUAGACAAGAUCCAGGUACGAGACAACGGCCAUGGCAUUAGCCCCGAAGACUACCACGCCGUUGGGCGAAGGUCACAUACCAGCAAGCUUCGGACCUUUAAGGAGCUCCAGUACAAGGGCGGCAAGACACUUGGUUUCCGCGGCGAUGCCUUGGCAAGCAUGAACACUUGCUCGGAGCUUACCAUUACGACGAGAACAAGCCAGGACAGUGUUGCGGCUUUGCUGGUGCUCAAAAAUGGCGUGGAAGGAAUCGCGGACAAGCGACUAGCUUCAGGUUCUAUGGGAACGACAGUUGACGUCUCCAAUUUGUUUGCCGCCGUACCGGUUCGAAGACAGCUUGCCAUCAAGGAGAGCAAAAAGUCUUGCGGACAGAUCAAGGAGCUUCUUCAAACGUAUGCCCUCACUCGACCAUACACCAGACUCUCGCUCAAAAUUUUCAAAGAUCACAAGCUCUCCUGGUCAUAUGCUCCCGGUCAAGGGGCACAUGUUAGAGAAGCGGCACUCCAAGUCUUUGGCCCCGAUCUGGUCUCGCAAUGCGUCUAG
Messenger RNA from Colletotrichum graminicola M1.001, 693 nucleotides. RefSeq names its product DNA mismatch repair protein MutL. The transcript has a single exon. Lineage: Eukaryota; Fungi; Ascomycota; Sordariomycetes; Glomerellales; Glomerellaceae. The record is from RefSeq and is a predicted model, not a curated record. Gene Ontology annotation, cellular component: MutLalpha complex. Gene Ontology annotation, biological process: mismatch repair. Gene Ontology annotation, molecular function: mismatched DNA binding; ATP hydrolysis activity; ATP-dependent DNA damage sensor activity. Bases 1 to 693 code for a protein of 230 amino acids.